Ectocarpus sp. CCAP 1310/34 is the source of this 1168-nucleotide messenger RNA. Lineage: Eukaryota; Phaeophyceae; Ectocarpales; Ectocarpaceae. The record is from the annotation of a GenBank genome assembly.
GCCAGCCUGAGCCGGAGGUAUGAAGGCAUGGUCCUCACGCAGGAGGAGAUCGACGGUUGCCGAGAUGCUUUCCUCGCCUUCGAUAAGGACCGGAGCGGCAAUAUUGAUGUGUGGGAACUGCGACAGGUGUUGGAAGCGAUGGGGCAAAAACCAACGGAAGAGGAGCUCUUUCAGAUGAUAAGCGAGGUAGACGACAACAUGUCUGGCUCCAUCGACUUUCCGGAGUUUCUCAAGGUGAUCGAGAACCAGAAGAGUCGGGCCCAAAACUUCGACGACGAGACGGACAUGAUCGACGCCUUCGUCGCUUGUGGAGGGAGGAUGGACAAAACGGGUCACGUCAAAAGGGGAGCCUUGGUGAAAAUCAUCAAGGUUGACUUCGGCCUGACGAUAAACAUUGAGGACCUCAUCAACAAGAUCGACGCAGACGGGUCGGGCGAGAUCGAGUUUCCCGAGUUCAAGGCCCUCCUGUCCUGAUGAUGAUAUUGUUUCUUCUUGUUGUCGGAACACGUGUUGCGCUUCCUGCUCGACACGCACCGGGGGUGCCUUACCUCACACUCCACCAAGCAAACAGCAGCUGUGGCGUUGUUUGGAGCCCGCCGACGUUUUCAACAUAGUGUACAUAGAUAGACAGUGUCGAGAGUGACCGAUGAUUCGGAUGAAUGUGAUUUCUACCUACAUAAGGCAGAUCGUUUAAAAACUAGAGAAAUCCCCGUCGUUAGGCCUACAUAGUAGAUGGUAGAUAGCUCACAAGAGGCUUAUAGACAUGUUUCGAUUCUUGUUUCGGUGGGGCGUGAAUAAGGUAUGGCCCUCUCCGACGGAUAGAUAUUCCGGAGAGACUCUCCUCGCGUACCGUACUCUAGUAGGUUUAGCGUCGACCCACUAAAUUAUUGUACCAUAUAUGCCAAAUUGUUGAAGAUGUUGGAAUGGACGUUCGUUGUCUUCAAACAAGGGUGCGUGUGCGUGGACGUACUUCUGACCCGAUCAGUCUUGCCCGGCUUCGGUUGGUGUUUUGGUUGUCGCCGUUACCGUUGCCAGUAAGGUUCCAUAUUUACACCCGACGACCUUCUUAAUUAGCGCAAGAAGGGCUACAGACAUGAUAGUACUUCUUGAUUAGUGCUCACUUGGCAUGCUGGUGUUCUAGCCAGUAUUAAAGUCACUCGGUCCAAUA